GCUUACGCCACGGCGUCUGCUGGCGGCCGCGGAGACGCAGAGUCUUGAGCAGCGCGGCAGGCACCAUGUUCCUGACUGCGCUCCUCUGGCGCGGCCGCAUUCCCGGCCGUCAGUGGAUCGGGAAGCACCGGCGGCCGCGGUUCGUGUCGUUGCGCGCCAAGCAGAACAUGAUCCGCCGCCUGGAGAUCGAGGCGGAGAACCAUUACUGGCUGAGCAUGCCCUACAUGACCCGGGAGCAGGAGCGCGGCCACGCCGCGGUGCGCAGGAGGGAGGCCUUCGAGGCCAUAAAGGCGGCCGCCACUUCCAAGUUCCCCCCGCAUAGAUUCAUUGCGGACCAGCUCGACCAUCUCAAUGUCACCAAGAAAUGGUCCUAAUCCUGAGUCGUCACCCUUGGAUUUUAUGGAUCACGGAGCUGACCAUCUUUACCUGGUCCUGGAACUGAAAAACUGUAGCUUGUGUGAAAAUGAGCCUUUGGACCAGUCUUUAUUAAAACAAACAAACAUGAGUAGUCUGCAUAUCGAAUAUCUAGAGCUCUAAACCCCCAAUACUUAAAAGUCUAAUUGCUGUCCUGUGGUUUCAUUAGUCUGAUAGGAAGAUAGGGAUUUCCUCAGUCACAGAUGAUAUUUUGAAGGAAAGCUGCAAUAAAGCCACAAUGAUUUGAGGUCUUUGCUUAAGUAUGAGAUACUUGAUGGGGGCUUUAUCAUGCAACAUUAGUUUGCUUACCUUAAGAAUUGCCCAAAAAUGAAAGAAAAUAUGAGCUUUUCAGUUAAACAUACUCCUAAAAACAUUUUCCGGGAUUUUACUACUAAAAUUGGACAUUUAAGCGAAGUAAAAGAGGCCGGGUGCGGUGGCUCACGCCUGUAAUCCCAACACUUUAGGAGUCCAAGGCGGGCGGAUCACUUGAGGUCAGGAGUUCAAGACCAGCUUGGCCAAGGUGAUAAAACCCGUCUCUACUAAUACAAAAAAAAUUAGCUGGGUAUGUUGGUGCAGGCUUGCAAUCCCAGCUACUUGGGACGCUGAGGUGGGAGGAUCGCCUGAACCUCAGAGGCAGAGGUUGCAAUGAAGCGGAGGUUGCAGUGAGCCGAGAGCAUGCCGCUGCACUCCAGCCUGGGAGACUGCAUCUCAAAAAAGAAAAAUAAACGAAGUAAAAGAUAUUUAUCAGAGCUGUUACAGGAAGGUGUAUUUUUUAGCUAUUUUGGCAGGGUGCUGUGGUGCUUGCAUGUAGUCCCAGCUAUUCAGGAAUAUUGCUUGAGUCCAGCUUGGGCAACAUAGCGAGACCCUAUCUAAAAUAACAAUAAUAUAUGGCCAGGCGGGAUGGCUCACGCCUGUAAUCCCAGCACUUUGGGAGGCUGAGGCGGGCAGAUCACUUGAGGCCAGGAGUUCAAGACCAGCCCAACCAACAUGGUGAAACCCUGUCUCCACUGAAAAUACAUAAAAUUAGCCGGGUGCAGUGGUGAGGCCUGUAAUCCCAGCUACUCAGGAGGCUGAGGCAGGAGAAUCGCUUGCACCCAGGAGGUGGAGGCUGCAGUAAGUCGAGAUUGUGUCACUGCACUCUAGCCUGGGCGACAGAAAAAGAAAAUUUAGGUGGGGAAAAAAAUCAGAAUUGCGUCUGUGGGAACAGGAAUAAAGGAGAAACCACUAUUGACUGGGAAGACACACAAAGAACUUUGUCAAAGUUGUAUGGCUGAGGCCCACACGGUGGCUCACUUCUGUAAUCCCAUCACUUUGGGAGGCUUAGGCAGAAGGAUCACCUGAGAUCAGGAGUUCCAGACCAGCCUGGCCAACAUGGCGAAACCCCAUCUCUACUAAAAAUACAAAAAUUAGCCGGGCGUGGUGGCUUACGCCUGUAAUCCCAGCACUUUGGGAGGCCAAGGUGGGCGGAUCACAAGGUCAGGAGUUCGAGACCAGCCUGGCCAAUAUGGUGAAACCCCAUCUCUACUAAAAAUAUAAAAAUCAGCAAAAAAAAUUUAGCCAGGCUUGGUCAUGCAUGCCUGUAAUCCUAGCUACUGGGAAGGCUGAGGAAGGAGAAUUGCUUGAACCCAGGUGGUGGAGGUUGCAGUGAGCUGAGAUCGUGCCACUGCUCUCCAGCCUGCAUGACGGGAGUGAGACACCAUCUCAAAAAAUACAUAUAAUAAUAUAAAUAAAAAUAUCUUUUUUGAAAAUAAUUUAAUAUACCAUGUAAUUUACCAGUUGAAGAUGUUCGCUUUCAGAAUAUAAUAAAAAUAGUCAAAAA
Messenger RNA from Homo sapiens (human), 2233 nucleotides. It is a transcript of the gene MRPL57, whose product is annotated as mitochondrial ribosomal protein L57. The record is from RefSeq and is marked reviewed. The transcript has 2 exons. NCBI's taxonomy places the organism in Eukaryota, Metazoa, Chordata, Mammalia, Primates, Hominidae. The coding region runs from base 66 to 374 and encodes 102 amino acids. Gene Ontology annotation, molecular function: structural constituent of ribosome. Gene Ontology annotation, cellular component: mitochondrion; mitochondrial ribosome.